GGUAUGGGAGGAAGCAUGAUGGGACAGAUGCAGCAGCCGCUUCUUCAGUCAAAGGACCUCACGGAACAGGCGAAACAAUGCCAGGAAGCCAUCGAGAUGAUGCUGCAGUCAUAUGAGGGCAUCUUGCUCCAAGCGCGAACUUAUCCAACAGCUGCAGACUGCACAUCGACGGUGAGGAGGAGGAGGGUGGAGGAAGGGAGAAGAGGAGGAGCUGGGGGGAGAGGAGGAUGAUCUGAACAGAAGAGUUUGAGAGGAUUGGCAGACGAGCAUGCAGCUGCAAGUAGAGAAGAUCGCAUACGCAUCCGAGACGCUCCUCCAGACGAUCAGUGCCCUGCGCGUCUCAGGCGUUGCCAACAACGUCCCUCACCUCAACGCGCACAUGGAGAAGCGAAUCAAGGAUCUCAAGGACACAGAAAUUGAAAGCCAACAAGCGCUUGUCAGUCUCAGCCUUGAAAUUGCAGAUUUACUGCAGGAGUUGGAGCACAGUUACUACACCACACCGAGCUUCGAUUGAUGUUUUCAACAUUUUAUUUCUGUAUGUUUAGCUAAUCUGGUAGAAACAAUAACGUCACUGUCUGAAAUCUCAUUUCAGUUACUGUCCUAGAGACACGUUGCUUCUUGCAACAUUUUCGAUUCCCUCUCCUCUCCUCUCCUCUCCUCUCCUCUCCUCUCCUCUCCUGACCUCUCCUCUCCUCUCCUCGCCCGGUGGAGGGAGGAAAAGUCAAUAGCGAGCCGGCAGCUUCAGAUGUAAACAAUUCCCAAGUACUUCCUGCUCGUGCUCCCUGACGCCUCCUCCUCAGCCCCGCUAGUCCCCGACAUGUCCGUCCUGGAAGAGGAGGACGAGGAGGUCUGGCUGAGGCCCCGCCUCUCCUCCCCCGCCUUCUCUUGGCCGUAGCUCUUGAGCCACUCCACGAAUUGGUCCGAGGACGCGCUCCUGAAGACUGAGUGGUAGGGCGAGCCAUACCCGUUGAACAGCUCCUUGCUCAGCCUCUGUCCCACCGUGCUGCUCUUCCUCCAGAACGAGCAUCCUGGCGCCGAGUCCUGG
Messenger RNA from Guillardia theta CCMP2712, 1045 nucleotides. RefSeq lists its product as hypothetical. The transcript is spliced from 7 exons. Lineage: Eukaryota; Cryptophyceae; Pyrenomonadales; Geminigeraceae. The record is from RefSeq and is a predicted model, not a curated record. Bases 269 to 514 code for a protein of 81 amino acids.